Molecule: messenger RNA, 2830 nt
Organism: Cyprinodon tularosa
Lineage: Eukaryota; Metazoa; Chordata; Actinopteri; Cyprinodontiformes; Cyprinodontidae
Gene: lrrc24
Product: leucine rich repeat containing 24
Exons: 5
Coding region: 367-2226 (619 amino acids)
Molecular function (GO): protein binding
Source: RefSeq, a predicted model, not a curated record
GAGAGCAUCCGGUGGAGGCAGGAAAAAGGAAUCAAAGCCGCAUAACAAUAUCAGAGUGAGAGUGGAGCAUCAUCAGCGCUGACGUCCAGUUUAUCCGCUCAGCUUCCACUUCAAGCGGAUGGGCUGUAAGUCGCUGCUCACACAAUCAGCAGAGAGGCAGACAAGCGAAGAGGAGAGACUCUCCGCGGUGAUUUCAAGUGGGACGCAGCAGCUUUUUCUUUUCUCUCUUAUUAUUAUUUAUUUUAUUUCUUGGUCUCAGAAGAAUUGUUCCUCUCAAGUCGUUCGAGCAAGUGGGGAGUGCUGCGGAGCUCAAUAGUGUUCACCAGUAAAGGGGAUUUGUCCCUGAAGGCACAUUGUGGAAUUGCCAUGGACUUCUUUUGGUUCACCAGACUCACCCUGAUUAUCUUAACCAUCACCCCUCAAUGGUCCCUGGGAUGCCCCUAUGGAUGUCGCUGCUACAGUCUCACAGUGGAGUGUGGAUCACUGGGGAUCAAGGAAAUCCCACAAGGUGCCCCCUCCAUCACAGAGACCAUCUUCCUCCAGGACAAUGGCAUUGUACAGAUCAGACUUCAGGACCUGAAUCACUUGAGGAACCUUCAUUAUCUGUACCUCCAGAACAACAGUAUCUCUGCCCUGGAGCCCGGGGCCUUUCUCAACCAAGGACAGCUGCUGGAGUUGGCUCUCAAUGGAAACCUCAUCCAUCUGGUCACCCCUGACAUUUUUAGGGGUCUGGAGCACCUCCGUAUCCUCUACCUUGCUGGCAACCAGAUUACUCGCAUCCAGGACCACACUUUCAGGGGACUGCAGCGCCUGCAGGAACUGCACUUGCAGGAAAACAGCAUAGAGCUGCUGGCAGAGCACGCUCUGUCUGGCUUAUCAUCUCUGGCUCUGCUGGACCUCAGCAGGAAUCACCUCAGCACCUUGGGAGCCUCUUUCCUAAAACCUCUUGUCAGCCUGCAGGUGCUCCGCAUCACAGAGAACCCAUGGCGCUGUGAUUGUGCUCUUGGAUGGCUAAGAACUUGGAUUAGUGAAGAUGGACAGCGUCUGCUGAGUUCUGCAGAGCAGCGUCGACUGAUGUGUUCAGAACCCCCACGUCUGUCCCACCUCAGUCUAGCAGAGGUGGCACCAAACAGUCUAGUGUGCAUUCCUCCUGUGGUGCAGCUUGAGCCCAGCCACCUGACUGUGCGACUUGGCGAGAGCCUGCGUGUGUCCUGCCAGGCUUCAGGAUAUCCUCAGCCUCAGGUCACAUGGAAAAAGGCAUCCCAUGGCAAGACCCAGUUAACUCCUCAUGGUCUUUUCCAAGAGCUUGGGCCCAAUGGGGAACUGUUCCGGUCAGGUUCAGGGGGAGUGGUGACAGCCCUACCCAGCAGUGGAGGGGUCAAAGUCGGAGGAGUUGGGGGAAUCCAGGGACUUGUGCGGGGGGCAGAGGAGGGUGGUGAAAGAGACAGCUUUGAUCCAGACAUGGGCAGUGGCAUGCUAUUCCUCAGUAAUGUAACUGUAGCACAUGCUGGGCGCUAUGAAUGUGAAGCCUGGAACCCAGGUGGUGUGGCAAGGGUUACAUUUCACCUUGCUGUCAACAUGUCUUCUUCUUCUUCUUAUUCAUCCCAGUUUUGGCCUCGUUUGAACACACACUCGUAUGUCUCAUCCUCGUCUAGCUCCUUCUACCAGCCAGAAGUUCUGGAUGUUAGCCAGGAGCCUCUAUAUGAGCAGGACAGCAUGGACUUCAAUGCACUGGGUCCAGCGACACAGACUGCAAUUGCUAUUGGAAUCUCCCUGCUGGCUCUCACUGCUGUUCUUCUGCUGAUUAUGAUCUACACUCGGCAUCAGCAGAACCAAAAAGAAGACAAUGGCUCUUACUGUACAAGCAAGGAGGAGAGUAUCCUGUAUGUGAAUGACUACUCUGAUGGGCCAACAACCUUUGCACAGUUGGAGGAGUACCGUGAUGACCACGGCCAUGAGAUGUAUGUACUCAACCGAACCAAGCCUGUCAUGGGCUCUACUACUUCCAGGUGUCCAAUGAUGAGUGGCUUUGUCCAGCCAAAGGGAAUGAAAGAAGCUCUUCUGGAUCAUGAAAUGGUCCAGACACUGACACGAUCCGGGGGACUUGGGUUUUGCAGAAACCCAGCAGAAGGUGGAGAGGGCCCUCUAACAACAGAUCCAGAAGAUUUGCUUCUCAGCCAGAGCCUCCUGUUUGGAUCACAAGUGGCAUAUGAGAUUCACUGCUGAAGAGUUUUUAAUGGGUGAAACUUAAUGUUCAAGGACUUAAAGACUUCAACAAUCAUCUUGCAACAAUUUAAAGCCUCAUAUUAUCUGGCUUUUAAUUAGGAGACACUGGUGAUUGCAGCGGGAAAACUGGAUUACUUCCAGUUCUCCAAAGAUCAGCUUCUAAUUGAUUGUAUGAUAAAAAGAUGGGUCAGAAGACUGGACAGUGAAAAAUUACAGAGACAAUAACAAUUGGCCCAUUUUUUCUCCUUAAAAUAAACCCUUUAAGAAUAAAUACAAGUGGCCAACUACAACAGAAGACAUUUAUAUAAAAGUUAAACUAAAUCCUAACAAAACAGGUCCAAACUGUAUGGUGUUGUAACAAUGUUAGUGGUUGGUAAUACUUUCUAUAAAUGUAUUUCUUUAUAUCUUAUUUGUGUAUUUUGUCUCUGAGAGAAAUAAACAAAUUUUGUUUGAGGUGGUGCUGUUAAGUGGACCCUAUUAAAAAAAUAUUUUAAAGUAAAGCUACAUCAAAUGUCUAAUGGAAGCUGGAACAUCAGCCACCUUUUUUGAAUUUCAAUUAUUUUUCUGUACUCCUGAAUCUUUUGAAGUUAUUUCUUAUGUUUUC